Molecule: messenger RNA, 291 nt
Organism: Parastagonospora nodorum SN15
Lineage: Eukaryota; Fungi; Ascomycota; Dothideomycetes; Pleosporales; Phaeosphaeriaceae
Exons: 1
Coding region: 1-291 (96 amino acids)
Source: RefSeq, a predicted model, not a curated record
AUGGAGCGUGAGGCCCAGGGAACUCGUGACGCCCAGUUCGAAAGUCCCGCGACUGGCAGUGGCAUAAUCAUCGACGGGAUCGACCAGCCCCAGGCUCAGAGCCCACCCUUCGUGGAGGCUCGUGAUGCCCAGUCAGGAAGGGAUGACCCUCCUCCUGCUGACCCCACUCCUGGUCUGAAGGCUCGUGAUGCCCAGUCCGGAAGGGCUGACCCUCCUCCCGCUGAUCCUACUCCCGGUCUGAAGGCUCGCAACCCCCGGGGCGGCGGCAUCAUUCCCCCUACUGAGGCCUAG